Molecule: messenger RNA, 585 nt
Organism: Protopolystoma xenopodis
Lineage: Eukaryota; Metazoa; Platyhelminthes; Monogenea; Polystomatidea; Polystomatidae
Source: the annotation of a GenBank genome assembly
AUGCUCCAAAUGGAUGCCUCCAACUAUCCAGAUGACUGGAUCCGUGUACUCAAGACGAAGUUUUACGCAAUCACGGUCCUGAUAGUCCACUUCAUCAUACCUAUCACCAUCGGAAUCGGUAGCUACCUUCUCAUUUACUUGACGGUGGUGCGGCACACAAAAGAGGUCAAUGAGGUGCUACAUGGCAAAGAUGCUAGUGCUCGUUCUGGUCAUAAAAAGCAAAGGAAACCUAUGAUUGCUAUCCCAACAGACUCUGCUGCAUGUGGUAACGAUAAAGACUGUCCGAAUGGGGGCAAGGCGCUGUCCGACCGAGUUCGCAGCUUCGAGCGCCGGAUCGCUCUGAUGACGGCCGCCAUGCUGCUCUCGUUCGUCAUCAGCUGGGGCCCAUAUGCCGGAGUCGUGGUGCUCGGCUUUCUUGGCAAACUCAACGCCAAGACUGUUCUGUUGCCCUAUUUUAUCAGCACUUGUGCCCUGUUCGCCAAGACGUCAGGCCUCACAAAUCCCAUUGUCUUUGUCCUCUUUCAUCCCAAGUUCACGAUGAACAACUUAUUCAAAUGCUUCGGUAGCCGUCAAGAUGACGGCUAG